Molecule: messenger RNA, 1599 nt
Organism: Spodoptera litura
Lineage: Eukaryota; Metazoa; Arthropoda; Insecta; Lepidoptera; Noctuidae
Product: lipase member I-like
Biological process (GO): lipid catabolic process
Molecular function (GO): serine hydrolase activity; lipase activity
Source: RefSeq, a predicted model, not a curated record
CAGUUAGUUAGUAAUUAUAUUUAGUGUUACCAAUGGGUCCUCUUUUGAUUAUAUUCACGCUCAGUGUUGUGGCAGCUCUGCCCGACGGUAUUUUUAUCCGCCGUGAUCCAGGGCCCCGCUACCAGCACGUACAAGAUGGUCUAGGCAGACUACACCUGGUGGACCUCUGGGCGCCAGCUACUGACUUCAACGCCAGAUACAACCCAGACACACAGAAUGUAUAUCACCUAUUUACUAGACGCAACCCAUCAGUAAGCCAGCCCAUAGUUCCAGGCAACGAGCAGCUGCUGAAGGCAUCCAACUUCGAUCCUUCACAUAGAACUGCCGUGCUAAUCCAUGGCUGGUUUGACAGCGCUACCGGCAACUUCAACGCCGUUCUGCUAGCUGCUUUCUUAGCGGCAGAAGAUAUGAACGUGAUCGUGGUAGACUGGAACGCUGGUGCCAGCACUAUCAAUUAUGGCAGAGCUAUCGAAAAUACUGUCCUAUCAGGUGCUGGUGUGGCUCGCUUCAUCUCCUGGAUUAACAACGUGACUGGCGCCGAUGUGGCGAACUACCAUGUAGCUGGUUACAGCUUGGGUGGUCAACAAGCUGGUAUUGUGGGGAGAAACCUUGACGGCAAAGUUGGAUAUGUCACCGGGUUGGACCCCGCAGGUCCCGGUUGGGUUGGAUACGAACACACAUUCAAAGCAUCAGAUGCAAUCUAUACCGAAGUUAUGCAUACCAAUGUAGGAGCUUCUGGGUACCUGGAGCCCCUCGCUGAUGUGGACUUCUACCCGAAUGGUGGUGAUAAUAUGCCUGGCUGUGUGUUUAAUUCUUGCAACCAUGACAGAUGCUACCAUUACUUCGCAGAAUCUAUCCGUGAUGGAGGUUUCACAGGAGUCAAGUGUGAGAGCUACGAACACGCACUUGUAGGAGACUGCCAUCUACCGGAGACACUGAAUAUGGGAGGAAUCGAACCUAAGACUGGAAAAUCCGGCGUGUUCUACUUGGAAACAAACGCCGGAGCGCCCUUCUCAAAAGGCUAAACAACCAAAGACUAGAAAUAAAGAAAAUCUUUGUAUAAUAACAAUAAAAUAAAAAUACAAAAAUGACAAAUCUCAUUUUUAUUUACAAUAAUAAUAACACAUAACAAAGUAUGUACACAAAGAAAUUGUUAUGUAUGUAUGUAUAGAUGCAAAGGUAGAAUGCGGGCUGCGCCCCGCUUCCCCGCUCCGCUAUGAAGUUUAAAUAAAAUAAACCAGUGUGCAACUAACUAGCGAGUUUAAUUGGCGUGCGCAUCGUUCCCUUACAAGGAGAUACUCAACAGAAAUUAAAAUUAAAUAAAACAUAAAAAGUUACAACUAACAUUUUUGCACUUCCUAGAGGGCGUCACUCACGAUUUAAGUCCCAUUAGUCUUAAAAAAGCGAAACUGGUAGUUUCAUUACCAAAUACAGUUGCCUUAUACUACAACAACGCCCUCUAGCGAAAGCGAAAAUCAUCUUACAAGUUAUUUAUUUAACUUACAGCAAAUUUGAAUCGGUAGGUAAGCAUUAAAAAUCAACUCCUAAGAGUAAGACAAAAAUUAUAUACUUAAAUUAGUAAUAAAAAUGGCAGUAUCA